AUGAAAGUGCGGCUUGGAAUUACUGAAGUUCCUCCGAGGAAAUGGUCCAAACGAGGUGAACCGAAUUGGCGCGAGACUAUGGUUUUGAACCAGCACGAUUCUUUCCACCAGAUCGCCGAUACGUUGUGCGAAACCACCGUGAAGAAGCAACGAAAACCUGGUGGACUGACGUAUCACACUGACGACCAAAUUUGGACGAUGGAGAUCGCGCCCUACCAGUACGCAACAAAGAUUCGCGAUCCAUUUCAAGUCUCACGUAGUCGACGUCCUGUCCAAGUUGUUCCAGAGAACGUCGUCACUGCUUGGGAUCUCCAGAACGUUCACUUCCACGAAUUUAGCGACGUGCUGCCUUGUAACACCAAGAUUGGACGUACUUUGUUGAAACAAGGAACUGUGAUUUCGUUUGAAUACGAUCAAACCAAGCGAUUCCUUAAGGUUCUCGAGGUUAGCCACUGA
Seminavis robusta is the source of this 456-nucleotide messenger RNA. Lineage: Eukaryota; Bacillariophyta; Bacillariophyceae; Naviculales; Naviculaceae. The record is from the annotation of a GenBank genome assembly.